AUGAGCGAAGAACUAGAAAAAAGAGAGGUCGAGGAUAUAAAGCCCAAGAAGGAAAAGAAGGAGAAAAAGGAAAAGAAGGAAAAGAAAGAGAAGAAAGAGAAGAAGGAAAAGAAAGAUGUAAAAGAGAAGAGAGAUAAGAAGGAGAUCGAAGAGAUUGAGAUCGAUGUGAACCUGGCCACUCCUCUUUCGAAAAAGGAACAGAGAUUGUUAAAAAAGGGUAAGAUAACCUUGGAGGAGCUCGAGAAGCAAAAGAACAUAGACACGCCAGCCCCAGUGGUUAGCAACGUUGAGUCCACUGGAGCUGAGAAAGAAGAGAAGAGAGCAGAGUUCAGUGUGUGGAUUGGUAACAUGGCCUUUGAUACCACAAGGGAGGAUCUUACAAGAUAUUUGGUGGCAAAAUCUGCUACUUUGCCCGAAUACACAACCGAAAUGAAGCCAGAGGAUUUGGCCAAGAUUGAAGAAUCCGACAUAACGAGGCUGAACUUGCCCAGAAACAAGGACAAGAUUAAGGGAUAUGCAUACGUUGAUUUCAAGACUGUGAACCAUUUAAAAACAGCCAUAUCAUUUAGUGAGUCGCAGCUAAACGGGCGUAAUCUGUUGAUCAAGGAUGCGAAAUCAUUCGAGGGCAGACCAGUUCAGGAUCCACUAUCCAAACUGUCCAAGAACCCACCAUCCCGCAUUCUUUUUGUUGGAAACUUGUCUUUUGACACUACCACGGAGUUACUGAAGGAGCAUUUUGGUCACUGUGGUCAGAUCGUCAAGGUGCGUAUGGCUACCUUUGAGGAUAGUGGGAAGUGUAAGGGGUUCUCGUUCAUUGAUUUCAAGGAUGAGACUGGUCCAACCAAUGCCCUCAAGGACAAACUGUGCAAGAAGUUAAUAAACCGUCCUCUGAGACUGGAGUUCGGUGAAGACAGGUCCAAGCGUGCUCCGAAGAGGAAAGCCCCAGAAGGACAACAGCAUCCGAUACAAGAGGUGGGUCACACUCCAGAACCAGUGGAGAGAGCUGAAAGACCAGAGAGACCGGAGAGAUCUGAGAGACCAGUGCAAAAGGAUGACAGGAAGAAAAGGAGGUUUGACAACGACAGAGGUUCCAACAAGAGACCAAAGUCGUCUGUUGCCUUGGCUAAUGCGCAAAGAGCGAGUGCAGCCAUCGUUGCUUCCACUGGUACCAAGGUGAAGUUCUGA
Messenger RNA from Kuraishia capsulata CBS 1993, 1185 nucleotides. RefSeq lists its product as uncharacterized. The record is from RefSeq and is a predicted model, not a curated record. Lineage: Eukaryota; Fungi; Ascomycota; Pichiomycetes; Pichiales; Pichiaceae. Gene Ontology annotation, molecular function: RNA binding. Bases 1 to 1185 code for a protein of 394 amino acids. The transcript has a single exon.